CCGGCCAGACACUUCCUGUUCCGACGUUUAUUUCCCGUUCCGGUGGUUCCGGUGGGACCCCGCGUGUGCGGCGCGGAGCGAUGCGGCCGCUGACGGAUGCGGAGACGCGGACGGUCUUCGAGAAGCUGGGGCGAUACAUCGGUGAGAACAUCCAGCUGCUGGUGGACCGGCCCGAUGGCACCUACUGCUUCCGCCUGCACCGCGACCGCGUCUACUACGUGAGCGAGAAGCUGCUGAAGGUGGCGGCGAGCAUCCCCCGGGAGAGCCUGACGGCGCUGGGCACCUGCUUCGGGAAGUUCACCAAGACGCAGAAGUUCCGGCUCAGUGUCACGGCUCUGGACUUCCUUGCGCCCUACGCCAAGUUCAAGGUGUGGGUGAAGCCGGGCUCGGAGCAGUCUUUUCUCUAUGGCAACCAUGUCCUGAAGUCAGGCCUGGGCCGCAUCACAGAGAACACAGCUCAGUACCAGGGAGUGGUGGUGUACUCCAUGGCUGACGUCCCGCUGGGCUUUGGGGUGGCUGCCAAGUCCACGCAGGAGUGCCGGAAGGUGGAUCCCAUGGCCAUCGUGGUGUUCCACCAGGCUGAUGUUGGGGAGUACGUGCGGAACGAGGACACCCUCAUGUAAGAGGACUCCGGCGCUCCAAAGACGCAAGUGUUCCUGGCCAGAACAGACUUUGUCCUGCAUUGUCGGUGCAGCAGUGUCACAGGGAGCCCACUCUGCUGCUGGGGUAUGCUCUGGUGUGAAAGGGCUGGGAGCCACCACACAGCCGCAUACUCUAGGGGAACUGCUACCUAAGUGAGGAGCUGCGCCGCAGGCACCAGACCUGCCCCUGCUCUCAAAUAAAGCCCGUUUCUUUUUCUAAA
Messenger RNA from Neopsephotus bourkii (Bourke's parrot), 862 nucleotides. It is a transcript of the gene NIP7, whose product is annotated as nucleolar pre-rRNA processing protein NIP7. The record is from RefSeq and is a predicted model, not a curated record. The transcript is spliced from 5 exons. NCBI's taxonomy places the organism in Eukaryota, Metazoa, Chordata, Aves, Psittaciformes, Psittacidae. Gene Ontology annotation, molecular function: RNA binding. Gene Ontology annotation, biological process: ribosome assembly; ribosomal large subunit biogenesis. Bases 81 to 623 code for a protein of 180 amino acids. Gene Ontology annotation, cellular component: preribosome, large subunit precursor; nucleolus; nucleus.